Molecule: messenger RNA, 3219 nt
Organism: Rhododendron vialii
Lineage: Eukaryota; Viridiplantae; Streptophyta; Magnoliopsida; Ericales; Ericaceae
Product: protein FAR-RED IMPAIRED RESPONSE 1-like
Exons: 4
Coding region: 1-1209 (402 amino acids)
Source: RefSeq, a predicted model, not a curated record
AUGGCUUCAAAAGCAUUCAGAAUUUUAGAGGGGGCUCCCACCACCACCACCACGGACCACAGUACUCUUCCCACGACCACCGGCGACCACCACAACCCAACCUCAGAGCUCCCCCACCUCCGGCGACCGCCCCCACCACCGAUUUCUGAGAACUCCACCAUUGUUACACCCACAGCGAAGAUGAUGUCGUCGGAUUCUGUUCCAUCGGCAAUGCCUCCAAACAACGAGUGUGUAGAAGAAGAAGAGGUAUGGAGUGAAGACCGUGAAGACGAACAAGAGGUAUGGAGUAGAGACCGUGAAGACGACCAAGAGGUAUGGAGUAGUCCUUCAAUCAAAAAGUGUGGUGAAAUAGAUACAAGCGGAGCUACGAAGGAGGCAACAGAAAAUUGUGAAGAUGGAGUUGAAGAACCGAAAGAGGGAAUGACCUUUGACACAUCAGAGGAAGCUUAUUCAUACUACUCAAGAUAUGCUAAAGAAAAAGGGUUUGUUGUGGCAAAAAGAACAUCGAGAAAGGGAAAAGAUGGACAGUUGAAGGAUGUAACUCUAGCUUGUAGUCGUGCUGGAAAGGCAAGAGUGACAUCAAGCAACCCGGUCAAACCACGGCCACAAUCAAAAAUUGAUUGUCAAUCUCAUAUUACCGUUGUGUUGCAGCCGAAUGAAAAGUGGAGGUUAAACCGGGUUGCUUUAGUUCACAAUCAUGACCAGAGUCCGGGAAAGGCAAGGUAUUUGAGGAGCAAUAGGGUACUCGAUGAACAAGUGAAAAGAAAACUUGAAUUGAAUGAUAAAGUUGAGAUCAAUCUUAACCAGACUUAUACCUCACUUCAGAUUGAAGCUGGGGGACCUGGUAAGCUUCCAUAUAUCCAGAAAGAUUGCCGAAAUCAUGUGGAUAAAGUGCGUCGUUCAUUACUUGUGGAAGGAGAUGCUCAGGCGAUGCAUAAUUAUUUCAUGAAGAUGAAAGCCGACAAUUCUGACUUUUUUUUUGCAAUGGACUUGGAUGAUGAGGGUCGACUAAGGAAUGUAUUUUGGGCGGAUGUAAGGAGUAGGGCAGCUUGUAAGGAGUUCGGUGAUGUUGUGACAUUUGACAUAACUUACUUGGUAAACAGGCAUGACAUGCCUUUUGCUCCGUUUGUAGGCGUGAAUCAUCAUGGCCAGUCUGUUUUAUUGGGAUGCGGGCUCAUCUUUCACGAAGAUACAGAGUCAUUUUCGUAGUUAUUUCAGACUUGGAAGACAUGUAUGUGGGGUUGUGCUCCGAAAGUAAUUAUUACUGACUAAUGUAUGGCCAUGAAGAAUGCUAUAGAAGAUAUAUUCCCAAACACCCGACAUCGGUGGUGCAUAUGGCAUAUUAUGAAAAAGAUUCCAGAAAAGUUGAAUGGGUGCAACGCGUAUGAGAAUAUUAGUUGGUGUAUGCGUAGGGCAGUUUAUGCUUCAUUGACCAUAAAACAAUUUGAGGAUGCUUGGGAUAUGUUCAUCAAGAAGUACGAACUUCAAAGUAACACAUGGUUAGAGGGGUUGUAUUUGGAAAGGAAACGGUGGGUGCCUGCUUAUUUGAACGAUGUGUUUUGGGCGGGGAUGUCAUCCAUACAAAGAAGCGAGAAUAUAAAUGCGUAUUUUGAUGGUUACGUUCAUUCAAAGACGACCCUGAAACAAUUUGUAGGACAAUAUGAAAAUGCAUUGGAGAAUAAGGUAGAAAGUGAAAAUCAAGCAGAUGUGAAAAGUUGGAACACUUUCAUCCCGUUAAUGACUGAAGAUGAGUUGGAAAAACAAUUUCAAAGUGUUUAUACGCAUGCAAAGGUUAAGGAGUUUCAGAAACAAUUUUUUGAUAAAAUUCAUUAUAUUUGUGAUAAGUCGGCAAAAGUUGAUGGUAUCGUGUCUGAACAUGAGAUAAAUGAGUGGGUUACAUAUGGCGAAGGAGAAGAGAAAAAGAGGAUUCAAGUGGCAUUUACUGUUGAUUUCAAUGCUGAAACCAAUGAAACACAUUGUAAUUGUCGAUUGUUCGAGUCUAGAGGAAUGGUAUGUAAACAUCAACUAUUUGUGUGGCAUCAAAAGGGAAUUAAAAGAGUGCCUGACAAGUAUGUGUUGAGAAGAUGGUGUAAAAAUGUGAAAAUGGUCCACACAAAAGUUUGAAUCUGUUACGAUAAGUUGUCAACGUCAAUUGAAGCACGUCGGCAUGACAACAUGUGCAAUAUCUUUAAUGAAGUUGCUGAUUUAGCGGAAGAAUCUCAAGAAAAGUAUGAUAUGGUGAUGAAACGGGUACACGAGCUAAAACGAGAGUUGAUGGAAGCUUCGGUUGUUUGUGAAAGUAAUAUGGUUUCACUUGGUGAUGACACUGGUACUCGUAAAAGUUCUUUUUCACUUGGAGAUGGAGUUAUACCUCCUAAACAGAGCACGAACAUACUUGACUCGGAAGGUCUUCGACGAAAAGGGAGACCGCCGUGCAAAAGAAAGAUCGGUGCUGUGGAAAAAGCUGUUAAGAAGAAAAGACAAACAUCCAAGAAGGCAUUAUCCAAUGAAAAAUCCAAGGUAUAAGUUUCUUACGAUUUGUUGCUUACUAGUUAAUAUGGACAUAUAGAUUUGUUCGAUGAAUGUGUAAUAGUUAUAUCAUUUGCUAAUUUCAUGAGGUUGAAGAGCUUGCGGUUAGCCACCAUAUCGGGACACAAGAGAGUAUUGUAAAUGUAAAUGGCCACCCAAGCUACAUGGGACACUCAAUGUAGCCAAACAUGAUGCCACAUCCUAUGCGACCAAAUAUGACACAAGGCGGAAGCAUCUUUCCAUUUUCCCCAACUUUAUGCCCCACCGGAACAAGCUUGAACCAAAGCUUAUUAAAUGGUCAAGUUUGGAUGGGUCAAUUAACUAUUGUGGGUAGUCAAGGUUGGGGAGGAGGACAAUCAGGUAUUUUGGAAGCUCAAGGUCAAUAUUGGGGAGGACCACAACAAAGUAUGCUGGAAAGUCAAUGGCAAGGAUGCGAAGGACAACAAAGUUAUACGCAAAUGAUGAAUGCAUCGGAUAAUGUCGAAGAGUAGUUCACUUGCUUGUAUUGUUUUAUAUCGUAUCCAUAUCGUGUCCUGUGUCCCUUUUUGUGUCCUUGAAAGCUGUCCAUAUCGUGUCAUGUGUCCAGUGUCCCCUUUUGUAUCCUUGAAAGACCUGAUUGUUUGUUGAUCUUGUAAUGACCUUUUAUAAGGUAGAUGGUUUGGAAAAUUCUGUUUGAAGUUGACAUCUUUA